Molecule: messenger RNA, 3611 nt
Organism: Gigantopelta aegis
Lineage: Eukaryota; Metazoa; Mollusca; Gastropoda; Neomphalida; Peltospiridae
Product: GTP-binding nuclear protein Ran-like
Exons: 3
Coding region: 450-1094 (214 amino acids)
Biological process (GO): ribosomal subunit export from nucleus; protein import into nucleus
Cellular component (GO): nucleus; cytoplasm
Molecular function (GO): GTPase activity; GTP binding
Source: RefSeq, a predicted model, not a curated record
UGUGAACAAUCCUGCAACAUUUGGUAAUUAUCGGACUCACCAUUCAAUAAUUAAAUCAAUUCUCCAAAUGUUACGACAAAGUGGUUUUGCGUUUUCUUCUUUUGAAGAGUAUAUAACGUAAGUAUAACAUAUCGGAUGUCAUUCUUUUGGGGAUACCUGUGACUGAAGCUACUCGACAGUAAGAAUAACUUUCGGGAUGAUUCGGCAAAUUUCGGCAAAAGGAACGAAAAUAAGCGAAGUGUUUCGAGCGAAACGAACAUUGCACAAUGCCAAGAAAUUAUGUCUGAUAAGUACGGUCAAAAUUUCCCAUUACCAAUAUACUUUGGCAACAUGACGGGUCGGUUUAAACCUGCUGGAACAGUCUCAAUGUGGUUAAGACUGAAUAAAAGUGGUUGCAUUACUACGUUAAAAUCAGAACUCGUUUCACUGUUUUAUCAUUUCUGAUCAAUAUGGCAACAGUACAAGAUAUGCCAACUUUUAAGCUGGUUUUAAUUGGAGAUGGAGCUGUCGGUAAAACUACAUUUUGUAAGCGCCAUAUUACCGGAGAAUUUGAAAAAAAGUAUGACGCAACGAUUGGAGCAGAGGUCCACUCGCUAACAUUCUUCACCAAUCGAGGACCAAUAAAAUUCCAAGUGUGGGACACUGCAGGACAGGAGAAGUUCGGCAGGCUCAGAGAUGGCUACUAUAUCAAUAGCCACUGUGCCAUCAUCAUGUUUGACGUGACCUCCAAGACAACAUACCAGCACGUUCCAGUGUGGUGGCGGGACCUUGUCAGAGUAUGCGGUAGCAUUCCCAUCAUGCUCUGCGGCAACAAGGUCGACGAGAAGGACCGCAAAGUGAAACCAAAGCACGUCGUAUUCCACAGGAAGAAGAACCUCAUGUACCUUGACCUGAGCGCUAAAAGCAAUUACAACAUUGAGAAGCCCUUCUUGACCCUGGCUCAGAAACUGGUGGGCGAUCCAAGACUAAACUUUGUCCAGGCUCCAACAGUGAUGCCACCUACAGUGACCCUCGAGGACCACCAGAUAGCACAGCUGGAGAAGGAUCUGGAAGAGGCGAAGAAUAUGCCACUGCCAGAGGAUGAUGACCUUUGAUUGCCUCACCACCUUUUUGUACAUAAUACAUUUCCUUCCUCUGGUUAAUCACAACUGUUUAAAUAUAGUUACAUAAUAUAGUCGCCAUGUAUGUUGUAUGUCAGGGCUUGCUCUGCCACUUGCCAAAUUCGUCAACUGCGAAUUUUAAGAACAGUUGGUGAAUUUUAUUUUAAUUUGGCAAAAGAAUUGUAUGAUAAUUUAUUUUUGGUUGGAAAAUAGCUAUAGUUUUGCAUUUUUAAGAUAAUUUUGGCGAAAUUUUCUGAUCACCCAGAGCAAGACCAUUAUGUAUAUAGAAGAUAGCCUCGUAAGCUGUCAAACUUGUACCCGAUUCUUUUGUUCUUUGUACAAUAAAAUGUUUUUAAUCAACCUCACCACCACCACAGACCUUGCCAUGAUUAAUUACUCACCUAAGAUUAAAGGGAGCCAUUUGAGAUACCAUAUAAAUUUCACAAGUUAACGGAAGCUAAAAUUACUUCCCUUGAUGUAUAUUCUGGGGAGUGAUGGAGAGCGAGAUUGCUAGCUCCUCUUAAAUGGCGAGGUCUGCACAGAUUAUUUGCAAUGCCACAGAAUAAUAUUUAUGUUGACUGUAAGGAUUUACGGUGGUGCAGUGAUGAAAACAACUCAUUAAAAUGACUUUGGACAAAAUAAUGUGAAACAUUUUGUUGGGUCUUGAAAAGUAGUGUGGAGGAUCUAGUAACAUUAAAAUGUGAAAUUACAGAAAAGCAAGGUUUAUCCAUUUCUGGUGAUAAAUGGAAAUAUAAACUAAUGACAAUUCAAAUACACUACAUUUCAAUCUGCUAUAAAUAUCACAUUUUGUAUCAACCACACGUGUCUGUACAAGGCAUUUUGGAUUUGUCCUAUCUGUUGAUAUAAUCAUGUAUAUGUACAUACAUCGGAGGAACUGUCAUUACAGUACAUUUUAUAGAUUCCUUGGUUGCAUGUAACAAGGUUUAACCAAUAUUGUAUUUUGUGUGAAAUUUCUGUUCUUAAUGACAUCACCACUUUACCAUAUGUCCAUUGCAGUACAAGUUCUGUAAAUAAAAUGAGUUUAGUGUGUUUUUAAAAAUGUUUCGUCCUUCAUUCAUUUAUAUACAUGUUCAUUGUACUAUGUGAUUUAGUUCUUAAUAAAAGAAAAAUUACAGAAGGACAUUCCAAAGAUUGUUCCAGUUUUAAUGUGUUCACCUAUUUUCAAGUUGUGUGUAUGAAUGUACAUAUCUAUGUACAUUAAAACCAAUAUUUAAAACAUUUUCCUAUCUGAACAAAUAAAAACAAUUUGAGCUUUUCAGCAAUAUAAAUGAACAUGAAUUAAAUGUCCAAAAAAAUUCAAGAAUUAAAAAAACACCAGAAGGACAAUUAUAAUUUAACAAAGAUAACAAAAUGUAUUUGAAAAAUAAGAUCAAUACAUUUAAAUAACAACUACAUUGUCAUUGUUAAAUACCAUGGUUACAGAGUAAAGGCAUGAAACACAAACUAAAUUCUCACAUGCACGUAGUGUAUGAUUUGAAUCCUAAACUACUACAUCAGCUUAGUUUGAAAUAAUGUGUUACAACAUUAUAAGUUAUAUCCAUACUUAACAAGUUCUGUUCGAUAGAUUUCUAUGGAAGAUGAACUGAACAGAGGAUUCUGCAGAUAUUUUUCAUAUUGUUAAAGCUUUAGUCCGUCCCACAGGGAACAUCUUUUUUUAUACUAUGGAAUUUACUACAAGUUAUUUCUGAGCCGAUUGUUUUGUAACUUGCACACAAAAAUAGUAUUUUUUGGUUAUUUUUUAUGACAAACAAAAUUGAGAUUAUUUACAGAAAAUAAUUUGUGUACGAUAGGAGACUAUAGUUAUUCGUUUUUUAAUGUAAAAUCCAUUUUACAAACAUAACCAUGUACCAUGUACGAAAAGGAGCUGCAGAGAAUCAUAAAUACUUUAAGAAACUUGAAAUCCACCGUCCGCUCUAUAAAGACCUUUUCUCUUCUCAUUAACACCUAACCUGACCUCUGAACGCAUGGUACUCACCUAGUAGUCUCAUUGGUAGACUACUGGAACAUUCAGGCUAAUUUGUGGGACUAGGGGCAAGUCCCAUAAGUUCAGGAAAUUGAUUCAAAGUUUGAAAAGCCUAUUUGUUUCAUCCGAUUCUUAAUCUACUAAGCUAUACUGAGACACAUACUCCUUUUUUUUUUUACUCUUUAAAUAUACUGUGAAUGAAAGUUUUAAUUACAAUUUCAGAAAGCAGAAAUAUAUACCUCUGGAAAUUAAAUGAAUUAAGCACCACCUGAAUUGUAUUAUGACCAAAAGUGUGCCUAAAAAUAGUUGUCUGUCUCGAUGUGGUUAAAAAGUGACAUUGAAAGUUUUUACAAAUUCUGUAUCUAUUGGGCAUUUAUUGAGCACGUCGGUGUAAUUCUAUAGUUAAUUACCAUAAAUUUUCAUGAAUAUUUAUUUAUGGAUUCUAUCUUUUUCACUAGAAUACAUUAAAUGUUGAUAUAAUGACAAUGUCACUUGCUGUCAAUCUUUUUCAAUAUCCCCUGAAUACA